AUAACCGCAGAUACAUGGAAACCCAAAUUCUUUUAUCUCUUCUUCUUUGACUUCUUCCCAUCGCCAUAAAUCUAGGGUUCAUAAUUUAACCCUCACUUUCAUCAUCAAUUCAGCAUGCGCCCCUAUUUAUCCCGUGGUUCUGACUGGCAUCUCGGUUUCAGAAGAUUCAAUUCGGUUAACUCUAAACUGAAAUCCUACUUCCAACUCGGAAUCGAUCAUGGCCAACUUCCGACUAGUAAUCACAUAGAAGAUUCAUUGUCAAAAAUGUACGCCACUAUGCCCGAAAAGAUCCCAGAAGAUGCAGUUAAAGACGAUCCUGUUUCCAAUAUGUUGGUCGAUUCAUUCGGAAGACUGCAUACUUACUUAAGAAUAUCCUUAACAGAACGCUGCAAUUUACGUUGCCAAUAUUGUAUGCCAGCCGAAGGUGUGGACUUGACCCCGGGCCCCUUGGUUAUGUCACAAAACGAGAUUGUACGUUUAGCGAAUUUAUUUGUAAGCUCUGGAGUGAAUAAAAUUAGGUUGACUGGUGGGGAACCUAGCAUUCGGAAGGAUAUUGCAGAGAUCUGCUCAAAGCUUUCUAGCUUGAAAGGACUAAAUACUCUUGCCAUGACUACAAACGGGCUUGCUCUAGCAAGAAAGCUUCCAAAUUUGAAAGCUAGUGGACUUAAUUUGCUUAAUAUCAGCUUGGAUACACUCGUUCCUGCAAAAUUUGAAUUCAUGACAAGGCGUAAAGGGCACGAAAGGGUAAUGGAGUCAAUUUAUGCAGCAGUAGACCUCGGAUACAACCCUGUUAAGGUGAACUGCGUUGUGAUGCGUGGAUUCAAUGAUGAUGAAAUUUGUGAUUUCGUAGAGUUGACAAAGGAUAAACCAAUUAAUGUACGUUUUAUUGAGUUUAUGCCCUUCGAUGGUAAUGUUUGGAAUGUCAAGAAACUUGUAUCCUAUGCUGAGAUGUUGGACAUAGUGGGUAAACGUUAUACAGGGCUUAAAAGAAUUCAGGAUCACCCAUCAGAGACUGCCAAGAAUUUCACCAUAGAUGGGCAUCGGGGAACAGUUUCCUUUAUCACGUCAAUGACCGAACACUUUUGCAGUGGUUGCAACAGAUUGCGACUUCUAGCUGAUGGGAACCUAAAAGUUUGCCUCUUUGGCCCAUCAGAGGUUAGCUUGAGGGAUCCUAUUCGGGCAGGUGCUGAUGAUAACGAGCUACGCCAAAUUAUUGGGGCGGCGGUCAAAAGAAAAAAAGCAUCGCAUGCUGGAAUGUUGGACAUUGCAAAGACACCAAAUCGACCAAUGAUACAUAUUGGUGGUUAACUUUCAUUUUCUCCUUAACUCCUGUUCUUCAUGAUGGUUUUGAAGUUCAAGUGCUUCACUUCACAGAGAAACUCGAAUACACAUCGUAAGAUAAAUGGAAUCGCACGAGGGAUGAACAUCAAGGCGAGUAUUGGUAUUUUAUUUUUGAUGAAAGUUUGUUUGUAGCCGUGCAACUGUUCAUUGUGUCGACAAAACCAUAUUGUUUGUAUCGAUAUUACCAGCUGAAAUGUGUACACAAUAACUCUUUUCUUGUACACAAAUGGACGUUGAUAUUUAGAGCAUCCACAAAAUUAAAC
This is a messenger RNA of Cynara cardunculus var. scolymus (artichoke), 1604 nucleotides long. RefSeq names its product GTP 3',8-cyclase, mitochondrial. NCBI's taxonomy places the organism in Eukaryota, Viridiplantae, Streptophyta, Magnoliopsida, Asterales, Asteraceae. The transcript is spliced from 7 exons. Gene Ontology annotation, molecular function: 4 iron, 4 sulfur cluster binding; metal ion binding; cyclic pyranopterin monophosphate synthase activity. The coding region runs from base 115 to 1308 and encodes 397 amino acids. Gene Ontology annotation, biological process: Mo-molybdopterin cofactor biosynthetic process. The record is from RefSeq and is a predicted model, not a curated record.